Messenger RNA from Melampsora larici-populina 98AG31, 1869 nucleotides. RefSeq lists its product as uncharacterized. The record is from RefSeq and is a predicted model, not a curated record. The coding region runs from base 1 to 1869 and encodes 622 amino acids. NCBI's taxonomy places the organism in Eukaryota, Fungi, Basidiomycota, Pucciniomycetes, Pucciniales, Melampsoraceae. The transcript has 10 exons.
AUGGCCCACUCGGUCUUCUCGGCUUUGAUACUCCGAGCCAUUCGACACCCUUGGACGACCAUUCUCGCGGCGACAACUUUAGGCUACCUGUCCUUCUACUGGAGUGAUUACACUCAGUCCUUUUCAGAUUCAACUCUCUCCAAGCCUUCCACCCUGAUCACCCAUCAAAGCUCCCCAAGUCAUCACAGCACCAAAUCAUCACGCGCACACUUGGCACCUUUGAGGAAGCGUGCUGGAUCAAACUCGGCUAAUCCUCAAGGCCAAAACUAUGGGACAAAUGAAGGUCAAACAUCUUUGUAUAAUUCAAAUAACAUGCAAACCAACAAUAACAUGAACAACAAUAACAUGCAAAAUAACAAUAACCUGAAUAACAAUAACCUGAAUAACAAUAACCUGAAUAACAAUGACAACCUAUAUAACAAUAACAUCCCAAAUAACAAUAACCUGAAUAACAAUAACAUGGCAAAUAACAACAACUUGGGAAGUGACAACAACAACCUAAAUAACAAUAACAUCCCAAAUAACAAUAACCUGAAUAACAAUAACAUGGAAAAUAACAACAACUUGGGAAGUGACAACAACAACAACAAUAACUUGGGGGGAAACAAUGACUUUCCAAACAACAAUGGCUUGGGAAAUUACGGAAACAGUAGGCUCCCCAGUUUUGGCCAAUUUCCACCUCUGGAUCGCCAAUGCAAGGCAAUGCCAAUGGAAGAAGCAACAUGGAAAACACUUCAGAUGGAUGACUACAUGCAAAAACUUCCAGACGGAAAUACCAUGAGUCUAGAAGCUUUUGCCGUAAAGAUGAACUAUACAAAUUUUAUAUGUGGGAUCGGAGCAAGUUGCUGGGCCGGUCAACCGUGCUAUCCUUUGGGAUUAAAGGAUUUCUAUAUCCUGUAUAGUGUACAGCAAUAUAACACAUAUAUGAACAUCUACGCUGAUGCAGUGGGGUAUGGGAUUGGACUUGUUCAAUCAACCAUAAAUGCGCUCAUUGCAUCACUAUUUCCAGCUCAAGAUACCACAAUGAUAAAAAACAUGAAAGCUAACAUGGGUGUACAAGCAGCAUUUUCACAGGUCACAGGAGCUGUCCUACUUGAUUUGUUCACUGCACUCACAGCUGCAACUGGUCCCAUUGGAAUGGCUUUCAAUGUGUUAGGUCAAGUCAUAGUGGCGGGAAUGGCUACAGUGGCAGUUGUUAUCCAAGAGCCACCUGGCCCCUUGAAAGAUGGUUUUGAUCAAUGGUCCAAUGUUGCCUAUUACCUGACACAAUAUCAGCAGUUGCUACGCAAACAAAUUGACGAUACUUUGAAGAAACGCAUUCAGUCGGGUAUCAGCACAGACGAAGGCAUGUUUGGAGUCAUCAAGGGAGGAACUUUUCUACCACCAGCUCAAAUGAUCAAUUUACCCGACUUCACAGAUCGGGUGAGAAAUAUCACUACAGCAAUGGGAAUAAACCUAAUCUUGAACAGAUCUGGAUGUCAAGAAAAGGGUUUAAAUGGUGCCUCUGAAGAUCCAAGCAGAAUAUCAUACUGUAGGAAACCUGGUGGCACGAUGUAUAAUUUGUUCAUUUCUCAUGGAGACGACGCAUUUUGGCAAAUCGAAAAUGGGCAGGUGAUCCAGGAAAGCUUUGGAUACAGUCCUGAACUCAUCAUAAUGUCUUCAGUUAGAUGCCAGAAAUUGAACAGAGGAUACCGUUACUCUCCAUGGGCUGAUGGGAAAUCAACCCCUCAAGAUGUCACAGAUACCUGUGUUUUUAACCUUCCAGUAUGUUUUCUUGAUCAUAAAGAUACUAGAGAUAGGAUUAGCAGGGACCACAAGCGAUUUUCGCCGGGCAAAGCAUGUAAAAUGGAGGGCAUGCCAUUGAUGUAA